AUGAUGUCUUCUGGAUAUACUAAACUCAGUUUAACAGCUGGUAUACUCGAAUUUAAUCCUCAACUAGCUGGUCAAGAUAUAACUCCGGCUAAUCUUGAAUUUGGAACAAUAGCAUCACGACGUCGUGAUCGUCGAGAAAAAUCUUUUAGUGGUGUUUCUGGUUUUCAAGCUCAUCACUCUUCAUAUAGUGCUGGACCUCGUAGAUCAUCAUUUAUAGCAGGUGCUGAUGAAUUAAUGCCAUCGACACAUCAUUUACAAUCACUUGAUCCGUAUCAAUCCAGUGUUGAAUAUCGAUUACAAGAAUUAACUAAACGAUUAGUAACAUUAGAAACAAAACUAAGUGAAGAUGUUUCUUCUGUACUUACGAUUUUACAACGUCAAUUUCCUCCUAAUUCAUUAGCUCCUUCAUCAUCUGCUGAUACAUUGAAAGCUAAUAGCUGA
Rotaria sp. Silwood1 is the source of this 441-nucleotide messenger RNA. The record is from the annotation of a GenBank genome assembly. NCBI's taxonomy places the organism in Eukaryota, Metazoa, Rotifera, Eurotatoria, Philodinida, Philodinidae.